GGCGCAUGGGCGACCUGAGUGACGCGGCGCUGGGCCGGAGCGUGCUGACCACAGUCGGGGCGUUGUUUCUGCUGUUCUUACUCUGGGUCAACAGUUACUCCUUUAUUGACGAAGAACUAGUUAUUCACGCGUGGCUGCCGGAUCCACAGUGGGCGCUUUUAUUUUGCGCUGUCUGGGGGCUCUUUUUCGUCGGCGGGCUCAUGGCCUACACUCUCUACCACCUGCGACCCUACCUCUAAUCGUCAAACACCUACAACUCACACAAAUAUGCACUAAAUUGAAACAUAUAACCAUGGAGGUUGUAAACAGAGAUCAAUGGAUCGUGAUCGGGAUUUCGGGCGUCACCUGCGGUGGAAAAACUACGCUCGCCAACAAGCUCGCUCAAACUCUGACGCCGGUGUAUCUGUUCAACCAGGACAAUUAUUUCUAUCCGGAUGACAGUCCACACCAUGUGCGCGUCGAGGGCAUGGCGCACAACAACUACGACAUACUGUCGUCGCUGGAUAUGGAGAGUAUGUGCGCGGACAUGUUGGCGACGAUGCGCGGCGAAGACAUGGCGCAGUACAGCUCGAGCGAGCGCGGCGCGCGGCUCGCGGCCGAAGGGAAGAAGUUCCUUAUCGCCGAGGGGUUCACCGUGCUCAAUUAUAAGCCGAUACUGGAUCUAUGCGAUCUGAAGUACUACUUCGUGCUUGAGUUCGGAGAGUGUUUCGCGCGGCGCUCGCUGCGGCUGUAUGACCCGCCCGACAUCCCCGGCUACUUCGAGCGCUGCGUGUGGCCCGAGCACUUGAAGUACCGUGCCGAGAUCGAGCGCAACUCUUCGAUACACCUGUUGGACGGCAAGGUGCCGGACCCGAUACGGAUCGUGCUAGAGGACCUGAAACGGUUCGGCGUGUACGCCUCCUAGCACGACCUCGCGACCACGUUUUACUAUCUCACCGUAUUGUUAUAUGGAGACAUUU
This is a messenger RNA of Cydia amplana, 959 nucleotides long. Its product is annotated as nicotinamide riboside kinase 1. The transcript is spliced from 5 exons. NCBI's taxonomy places the organism in Eukaryota, Metazoa, Arthropoda, Insecta, Lepidoptera, Tortricidae. Bases 293 to 904 code for a protein of 203 amino acids. The record is from RefSeq and is a predicted model, not a curated record. Gene Ontology annotation, cellular component: cytoplasm. Gene Ontology annotation, molecular function: ribosylnicotinamide kinase activity.